AACUGUAGAGGGAGCCCUAACAACAACACUUUGGUUAUACAGAAAAUCUUUUCGUGGGAAUUCCAUGAAAUAGCCCUAAUUUCAUCAGUUUGAUCAAACAGAUAUAGUGUUAGGUAUCCAGCCGCUCAGCUUCAAUUAAUGACAGGAAGGGAUAGUCAAAUGUUCCUGGAAAGCCUUUGAUCUUGAUGUUGGAUUAAAGCCAAUUCAUGGAGCAGGGUAUCAUUUAGAAUUGAUGCUAAUCUCUACUAGCCCAUGAAGCACGUUUAUUCUGUGGAUGAUCUAGACAAGGUACCCUUCUGGAAUAGUGAUAACUGUUUUCAUUUCUGUAUGGAAUUCUGAUUGAGUUUUACAUCCACAAAGCAGCAGAGAUGGCAUUAUCAACGAUGAAAGCGAAUCAACUAGUCUUCAAGCAGGCUUUAAAUUUUAAGAGCGCUUCAUACAGCAGGAGUAUUGCUAUUACUUCUUACCGUCCACAAAGUAAUUACUCAGCUGUCCAUGAUUACAGCCCAGCAAAGGAAAAGUCGAGGCCAGUUGUGUCCUUUUACAACCAAAGUGCAAUCGACGUCGCAGCAAAAAAGCCCUCUGUACGUUUGACACCAGCCACACUCCUCUACACUGGGAAGUCACCUGAUGGCAACCAUCUAUUGAGGAGUGCCCAGUAUCUACACAAGGAGCUCCCUGUGAGGGUAGCCCAUCGUAUUGCGGAAUUCCGUGGUCUACCCUUCAUUGUUGGCUGCAAUCCCACAAUCCUCCAUGUUCACGAACUCUACAUCCGAGCAUUCCACCUUCUCUCAGAGUUUCCUUCGAUCCGAGACAUGGAUACAGAGAGACAGUACUGUAAGAUGGUGAAGACGUUAUUAGAUGACCACAAAGAUGUUGUAACUCAUCUAGCUGAAGGCUUUAGGGAAUGCAGAAAACACAUCACGGACGAGAGUCUAAUCCACAAUUUCUUGGAUCGCAUCCUGACCUCACGGCUAGGUAUCCGGAUGUUGGCAGAACAUCAUCUAUUUCUUCAUCAAGAUAAGAAUGACUCUAUUGGUAUCAUCGCAACCAAGAUGUCACUCAAGAAAGUGAUCGAGAAGUGGGUGUCAUUUGCAAGAGAACAAUGUGAGUUGCGGUUUGGCUAUGCACCCAGCGUAAAGAUCAAUGGCCACACUGGAGCCACUUUCCCGUACAUCAUCCAGCCUUUAGAUUACAUGCUUCCAGAACUCCUUAAGAAUGCCAUGAGAGCCACGAUUGAGAGUCAUUUGGAUACCCCUAUGAAUCUACCAGAUGUAGUCAUUACCAUCGCAAGUAAUGAAGUUGAUUUCAUCAUUAGGAUAUCGGAUCGAGGAGGAGGUAUCCCCCAUUCCUUGUUGAAGAAGGUGUUCCAGUAUCACUUCACGACGGCCAAUGAUGAUGAGAGUGUGAGUGAUAAUGGUGGAGCUUUGGGUACCAUGAUUGAAGCCGUCAAUCAGCCUACAGCCGGACCUCUCUGUGGAUUUGGCUUUGGACUGCCAGUAUCCAAGGCAUAUGCAGAGUACCUAGGAGGGUCUAUAUCACUGGAGACCAUGCAAGGUAUCGGAACAGAUGUCUACCUUAGACUGAGGCACAUUGAUGGCAAACAGGAGAGCUUUAGGAUCUAAUUAGGACAGCUUUGAGAAAAAGAGUUAUAGCGGAGAGCUUUAGGAUCCGGGAAUUCAAAUAAUUUGAUAUCAUGUCAAAGGCAGUUGCAGAGCUAGCGUUUUUUCUUGUCGUAAUUGACCAGGCUGCUACCAAAGAGAUUGAAAUAACAGAUUUUAAAGAGGAGUGUUUGUGAGAAAGUCAAACGGUUGUCAUGGUAAUCUAUAUAGAGGCUGAAUUGUAUGUAGGUAUUAUUUAUAACAUCCAUUUCCCAAAGAAAAGGCUAUAGACCAUAAGAAAUGUUGCUUGUGAUCACAAGUGGUAGCUUUUUAGAGAGCAUUAAUGUGAAACCUAAUUGAUGUUCAGGCUCCCUUUGGCCCAUAUUCUUGAAAGCAUGUCUUUAAACCUGGUUGAAAGCGAGUCCACUCGUUAAUGAAGUACCAACGUAGAUAUUCAUAUCGAUAACAGUACCGGUAAUUGUGAUACAAAUCGAAUCAAUGCAAU
Messenger RNA from Strongylocentrotus purpuratus (purple sea urchin), 2106 nucleotides. RefSeq names its product 3-methyl-2-oxobutanoate dehydrogenase [lipoamide] kinase, mitochondrial (gene bckdk). The record is from RefSeq and is a predicted model, not a curated record. Gene Ontology annotation, biological process: regulation of glucose metabolic process; protein phosphorylation. The coding region runs from base 369 to 1625 and encodes 418 amino acids. The transcript is spliced from 11 exons. Gene Ontology annotation, cellular component: mitochondrion. NCBI's taxonomy places the organism in Eukaryota, Metazoa, Echinodermata, Echinoidea, Camarodonta, Strongylocentrotidae. Gene Ontology annotation, molecular function: pyruvate dehydrogenase (acetyl-transferring) kinase activity.